Vitrella brassicaformis is the source of this 1635-nucleotide messenger RNA. The record is from the annotation of a GenBank genome assembly. NCBI's taxonomy places the organism in Eukaryota, Vitrellaceae.
GCUUAUCCUGGCUGGCUGCGAAGAGAUGGUAGAUCUGUGUUUGGGAGAUCUGCAGAACUAUGCGGAGGAGGUCAAGGUGACGGUGCUGCCCAACUUCAGAGCGUCCACCGUCAACCUCAGCAGUGUGAGAUCCGACGCAUCAAACGGACGGAUGGAUGGAUGGCAGGGCAUGUCUGUGUGUGUGGAUAUCGAUGUGUGUGCCACACACAACCAGGGUCAUGUGGGUCCGUUCCGCGAGAAUACCGAGAUGGAGGUGCCGCUGUGGCUGGCCCGUGAGAUGCACAAGGCCCGGAAGGUGGUGCACAUCAACCCGCCGGCAUGGCUCAACAAAGGUAGGCAGACAUCGCUGGCUGUGGCCUGCAGCAAGGGAGGCCGUCCAUCCACUGCGACAGACAGAGAAUCCGUGUGUCUGCCUGUGUUGCUGCUGUUGCUGCCGUUCUUGUCAGUGACGCUGCAGGCGAUGGUAGAGUAUGAGAGGACCAAGCCGGACUUCUGCCGGCUGCCCGAAGACGUAUACGAAGUCGGCUUCACCUUCGUCAAAGAGUGAGGGAGGGAGGGAGAGGGGCCAGGAGGGCGCCGCAGGGGGACAGAGAGCACAUUGUGGGUGUGCCUUCUUCGUCUGUCUGUUUGUCUGUUUGUUUGUCUGUUUCUUUGUCUGUUCGCAGGAUGUCGAAAUACCUCGAGCACCCGAAGGACAUCAGGAGUGAGUGGGGGCUGACACUCAUACAAAUGCGGCGGAGGGGUGGAUAGCCAUCCUGACUGCUGUGCUGUUUCUGGUGUGUGUGUGUGUGUGUAGGGCUGAUUGAGGAGUUGCUGGAGUUGCGACUCAAGAAGAUGUUCGACGGUCGGUGAUGUCACGACCCUCUCACGCCACGACGCAGGGAGUGCCAGAGAGCCGUGUGUCUGUGUCUGUGUGUGUGUCAGGUCUGCAGGCGAUGGAUCAGGAGGUCAAGUCUGUCCACGUAAGCCAGAAAGAAAAACCCGGAAGACAUCCAGCCAUCCGUCGGCCCACGCGUGAGGCCUCAAUCAGAUGAACGGCUUGACGCCCAUCGAGGCCCACAUGAUUGGGUAGGGUGAAUGAAGAAGCGGGUGGCCACACACUUUACUUUUAUGUGCGAUGGAUGCGUGUGGUGUCUAUGUCCAUUCCAUUCCAUGUGUGUGUGGCUGGGCUGCAAUGCAGUGACAUAAUGAGUGGCGUCAUGGACAUCCACGCGGCCAUCGAGGCAUGGUUCGCACACAGAGGUCAGUGGAGAUGAUGGGUAGGAGCUGGAGGGGGGGAGGGAUGGCCGACGAACCUUUCUCCUUCUGUCUGUCUGUCUGGCUGGCUGGCUUUGCGGCCGGGUGCCAUCAGUUCCGCCCAAAACGUCCACGCAGUCCGGCGGGCAAUCGACAGCGAACCGGACAUUCGGUGGACUCGGAAGUCAGCCAUACACACACUCACACACACACACACAUACAAACCAAACAAGAGGCUAUCUGUUCUGUGGCUGGCUGUUCUUCUCUUCUCAUGGGUUGAAGGCGCAUCUGCAGGCGCAUCUGCGAGUGGCGCGAGCGGCAGCGGCCGAAGUAGAUGAGUGCAGUGCAGUGCAGUGCAGUGCGUGUGGGUGUGGGUGUGGGGGUGUCGAUACGAUGGUG